AUGCAGAGCGACUUAUUUGUCGCUCUUGUCUUCAACCACGAUCGAAAUCAUACCGGAUGGGGACUGCUCAAGAAAGAAAUGUAUUAUAAGACGGAGCGAAAUGAAUACACAAUAGAGGAAGUACGGCUCUGGCAGUGGCAGGAAGCACGGCUCUGGCAGGAAGCAUGGCUCUGGCAGGAAGCAUGGCUCUGGCAGGAAGCACGGCUCUGGCAGGAAGCACGGCUCUGGCAGGAAGCAUGGCUCUGGCAGGAAGCAUGGCUCUGGCAGGAAGCACGGCUCUGGCAGGAAGCAUGGCUCUGGCAGGAAGCACGGCUCUGGCAGGAAGCAUGGCUCUGGCAGGAAGUAUGGCUCUGGCAGGAAGCACGGCUCUGGCAGGAAGCAUGGCUCUGGCAGGAAGCAUGGCUCUGGCAGGAAGCAUGGCUCUGGCAGGAAGCACGGCUCUGGCAGGAAGCACGGCUCUGGCAGGAAGCAUGGCUCUGGCAGGAAGCACGGCUCUGGCAGGAAGCAUGGCUCUGGCAGGAAGCAUGGCUCUGGCAGGAAGCACGGCUCUGGCAGGAAGCACGGCUCUGGCAGGAAGCAUGGCUCUGGCAGGAAGCACGGCUCUGGCAGGAAGCAUGGCUCUGGCAGGAAGCAUGGCUCUGGCAGGAAGUAUGGCUCUGGCAGGAAGCACGGCUCUGGCAGGAAGCAUGGCUCUGGCAGGAAGCAUGGCUCUGGCAGGAAGUAUGGCUCUGGCAGGAAGCACGGCUCUGGCAGGAAGCAUGGCUCUGGCAGGAAGCAUGGCUCUGGCAGGAAGCACGGCUCUGGCAGGAAGCAUGGCUCUGGCAGGAAGUAUGGCUCUGGCAGGAAGCACGGCUCUGGCAGGAAGCAUGGCUCUGGCAGGAAGCACGGCUCUGGCAGGAAGCAUGGCUCUGGCAGGAAGCACGGCUCUGGCAGGAAGCACGGCUCUGGCAGGAAGCAUGGCUCUGGCAGGAAGCAUGGCUCUGGCAGGAAGCACGGCUCUGGCAGGAAGCACGGCUCUGGCAGGAAGCAUGGCUCUGGCAGGAAGCACGGCUCUGGCAGGAAGCAUGGCUCUGGCAGGAAGCAUGGCUCUGGCAGGAAGCACGGAUCUGGCCUUGUAAGGAAGCUUACCUGCCCCAUGAUUAUUGA
Penicillium verhagenii is the source of this 1146-nucleotide messenger RNA. RefSeq lists its product as uncharacterized. Bases 1 to 1146 code for a protein of 381 amino acids. Lineage: Eukaryota; Fungi; Ascomycota; Eurotiomycetes; Eurotiales; Aspergillaceae. The record is from RefSeq and is a predicted model, not a curated record. The transcript has 3 exons.